AUGACGUCAAAGCCGCCGCCCAAUCCAAAUCCAUAUUAUCAAGCAAAUAUAUGGUCUCGAUUCUUUCAUGGUUGGAUAUCAAUUUUAUUGAACAAAAGUCAUAAACAAGGUACACUGCAUUUAACUGAUCUUUAUGAUCUUCUCUCACAUCUUGAAUCAACAAAAUUAACUGAACAACUCGAAGCAAAUUGGUUUGAUGAAUUGAAACAAACAAAACGUAAACCAAGUCUUAUUCGUGCAACAAUACGAACAAUGGGUUGGAAACCAUUUCUUACAGGUUUAUUACUUAUUCCAACUGCUAUACUUACAUUUUCUCAACCUAUAUUAUUAACAUUUCUCAUGGGUUUUUUUGAAUCAUGUUCUACUAUGCCAACAUCUCAUGCGUGGCUUUUAGCUAUUGGAACUAGUCUUACUGCAUUGAUAGCUUCUAUUAUUUAUCAUCAAUAUUUUUAUAGAAUGACUAUAUAUGGUGCACAAAUGCGUAUAGCAUAUACUGGUUUAGUAUAUCGUAAAAUUCUUCGAUUAUCAAGUCAUUCAACGAAUACUAUUGGUUCUGGUCAAAUAACAAAUUUAGUAUCCAAUGAUGCAAGUCAAGUUGAAAUGCUUUUCUACUUUAUUCAUUAUACAUGGGUAAUAAAAAAAUUAGUUAUAUAA
Molecule: messenger RNA, 654 nt
Organism: Adineta steineri
Lineage: Eukaryota; Metazoa; Rotifera; Eurotatoria; Adinetida; Adinetidae
Source: the annotation of a GenBank genome assembly